AUGAAUCAAGCAUUAACCACAUUUACCAAUAUUAGUACUCCUCCAAUGCAAAAUCAUGGAUUUGGUUUUGCUACACCAAUAAAUUCGACAAAUAUAAAUAACAUAAAUAAUAAUCCUAAUAAUCCCAGACCUCCAGCCUCAAUACCAAUACCAAUGCAACAACAACAACAUAAUCAUACUAUACAACAACAACCUUUUUCUGGAAGGGGAAUUAUUAGAGUUUUAUUAUUUUUUGAAUAUUUAGCAGCAGAGAUGUCUCCAAAUAAAAAAGAUAUAUCAUAUUGGAAAAGAAUUAUAUCAGAGUUCUUUACAGAAGGAGGGCGAUUUUUUUAUUCAUUACAAAGUUCGACGGACCUACCAACACCAAUGAUUGCUAGAUUUUUCCAAGUAAAUUUUGAUUCAGGCGUAAAUUCAAUACAAAUAACAAUGAAUAAUGUCAAAGAAAGUCUUGGUAAUCAACACAUCAUAAAUAAUAAUCUGGAGAAUAAAUUAAUUACCACAAUAGAAGCAAAAUCUCAGAUGAUCUAUAAUUAUGUCAAUGGUUCAAGGGUUGUGUUUAAUGGUAGACUAAAGAUUCGUCUUAAUUUAAGUACAAUGAUAGAAAGUUUUGAAUUUUUUACAGAUAAUUAUAUAGAAUAUGUGCCAAGAAAUAUAGAGAUAUCAUGUCCUAUUAAUGAAUUUGGAAUAACAAUGAAAACUUUAAGAUGUUUAGAGGUUGCUGAAAUUGUGCUUACAUUAAAUGAUAUAAUGUCGAUGACUAUUGAGCAGAAGAAAGGACCUCAAUGUCCUUUUCUUCCAAAUAGAUGUAUUAUAUCCACAGCUUCAUGA
Messenger RNA from Entrophospora candida, 828 nucleotides. NCBI's taxonomy places the organism in Eukaryota, Fungi, Glomeromycota, Glomeromycetes, Entrophosporales, Entrophosporaceae. The record is from the annotation of a GenBank genome assembly.